UAGAUUACACUUCCACAUAUGCAAUAUGCAUACAGUUGGUGAAACAGAAUGUGACAGGCCUGCAGUGGAUCGCCAGUGAAGGCUGGUCAUCAGCUGCUGUGCUCCAGACUCCCCACAUCAUGCCGUACCUGGCUGGAACACUGGGGAUCGCCAUUCGUCGAGGAGAAAUACCAGGACUUAGAGACUUCCUGUUACAAAUAAGUCCUGACCUACAUCACAACAACACUGAAGGAAAUAGCCUGGUGAAUGAGUUUUGGGAACACACAUUUCAGUGUAGAUUUGCACCACCUCCUGCAGGUUGGGUGGAAGCUGGAAGAGAAGUUUGCACUGGACAGGAAGCUGAAGAGAAUGUUGAGAAUGAAUUGGUGGAUGUUUCAAACCUCAGGCCAGAGUAUAAUGUGUAUAAGGCUGUGUACGCUCUGGCAUAUGCUCUUGAUGACAUGCUGCAGUGUGAGCCAGGGAGAGGACCUUUCAGCAACAACACCUGUGCUCAUUUGCAAAGAAUGGAGCCAUGGCAGAUUAUGCAUUAUUUGGAGAAAGUCAAUUUCACUACAUCAUUUGGUGAUGAAGUGUCAUUUGAUGAAAAUGGUGAUCCUUUACCAAUAUAUGACAUCAUGAACUGGGUGUGGCUCCCUGAUGGAAGAACAAUAGUUCAGAGUGUGGGUGAGUUUAAGAGGUCAGCCUUCAAAGCACUGACGACGGAUGUCACUGUCAUCUCUGAGAUCAUCAGAAAAGACAUGGCCAAGAUAUUUUAG
This is a messenger RNA of Solea solea (common sole), 755 nucleotides long. RefSeq names its product extracellular calcium-sensing receptor-like. Gene Ontology annotation, molecular function: G protein-coupled receptor activity. The coding region runs from base 120 to 755 and encodes 211 amino acids. Gene Ontology annotation, biological process: G protein-coupled receptor signaling pathway. Lineage: Eukaryota; Metazoa; Chordata; Actinopteri; Pleuronectiformes; Soleidae. Gene Ontology annotation, cellular component: membrane. The transcript has 4 exons. The record is from RefSeq and is a predicted model, not a curated record.